Messenger RNA from Chara braunii, 1086 nucleotides. The record is from the annotation of a GenBank genome assembly. Lineage: Eukaryota; Viridiplantae; Streptophyta; Charophyceae; Charales; Characeae.
UCUUUCACCCCUCCAGCGGACCGACAAAGCUCUCUCUCUUUUCCCGCCGCGCAGCGCGCAGCGGGAUCUUCUCCUCGCCGCCCAUCGCCAUUGUUCCAUUGUUCCUUGUCGUCGUCGUCAUCGACAUCGUUCCUUGCCGUUAAUUUUCCAAUUGUAUGUGUACAAGCGGGAGGUGUCGACUUCUGUGCUGUGGGAUUGAGUGAGCACUGGCUAUGGCUUCCUUAGCGUCGGUGGUUGGCACGUGCCUUUUGGGCCGAACUGGAAGCGGGGUCUGUGCAAAUUGUGUACGGGGUGACUUGCAGCAGCAGCAGCAGCAGCAUCGAGUACCGACGGGCGGGGUUGCGCAGGCAGCAGUUGCCGGGCCUUCUCUCAGGGGGCAUUGUUUUCCUGAGAAGUGGACACUGGCGUCGCAGUUGGUUGGCGGCAGACGCUGUGGUGGGUGUUCGACGCAGAGGAGGAGGGGAUCGCUUGUCGUUCACAAUGGAUUGUUCGGCGGUGGAAAGAAGGAAGAUGAAGAAGGCCAGGAGGGGGGAAGCAAGAAGGGCGGCAUGUUCGGGAACAUGUCUGGCUUGAUGGAUACUGUGAGGAAGGCUCAGCAGAUUGUGCAGGUGGAGGCCGUUAAGGUUCAGCAGGAGCUCGCCGCUGCCGAGUUCGAUGGGUACAGCGAAGGGGAGCUGGUAAAGGCGGUGUUGACUGGAAAUCAGGAGCCCUGUCGGGUGGAAAUCACGGAGGAGGCGAUGGAGCUGGAGCCAGAGGAGCUCUCCCGGCUCGUGACGGAAGCGUACAAAGACGCCCAUCAGAAGAGUGUGCAGGCAAUGAAGGACAGGAUGAAGGAUCUAGCCCUCAGUCUGGGCAUGCCCCCAGGUCUCACCGGUGGGGGGAACUCCCCCAACUAACUGCAUUGCUACUUGUGCUGACAAGGGGCGGAGACUCCCCGUUAAUGGAUGUUGGAGCUAUGCUUUUUUUUUGCAGUGCAUAUAUUUUUAGGAGCCGUGGUAGUCUAUUAUUCUUACCAGCUGUAGUGUCGUCUGCCCGGUCGUACCGGGGAUAGCGUUGUGAAUGGGGGAAUCAAAGGGUGGAGUGUUA